GCCAGGGAAGGAACCUGCCUGCCGCCGCCAGCCUCUCGCAGGGGGGCCUCUCUCCACGCGGGAGGAGGAGCCGGAGCUCCGAGCGGAGCCCAGGCCAGAGCCCCAGGGGCACCAUGGUGUGCCACACUCUCUUUACCCUGCUCGUCUUCGCGACAGGUUUAAGAGUACAGAGUCUGCCUAUAACCACCUCCUUUCCUGUUUCUCUUCCAACAAAAUUUACCACAUUGUCUCCAGUCUGGACCAAUGCUCCACAAAAUACUGUUGAUGUCACCACCUCCCCCAGCAAUAGCACACAGAAUAACUCGUUAUUAACGGUGACGUUGUCAGCUGAAACAACUCCACUUCCCGGAAACAUAUCAGUAACACCAAGAGACCCAGACAGCACCAGCAAAGUCUCCGUACAAGAAUCCACAGUUACCACUGUCGGUCAGGAGGGAGAAGGAAAAGCAAAAAACCAGUCAUUGCAUGGGCCAUUGCCAACGAGCAGCCAAGACCAGCUUAUAACCACCCAUGCAGUACUCAGCUCUGCAAUACCAGAAAUCAGUAAUGAUACAACAACUCCAAGCACAGUUUUUCCUCCUCCAUCAGAUGGAGAAGGAGUCACCUCCCCUCAGCCAUUGGCCUCAUCUUCUUCAUCGUCAUCUUUGUUGCCACCAAAGGUGUCUCCAACCAGUGUAGUCACAGCUUCCAUUACAACUGAAAGCACGACCCGCCAAGAGAGCAGUGAAGGAACCUUGGGAACUCCCACAACUACACCCCCUGGAGCUCACCUCAUUCCUAAUGAGACCCCAACACUUCCUACUUCAUCUGGGCCUAUGAUAGAAGAGACAACUUCCCAAGUGACUAUGCCAACCUAUGAGGCGGGCGGGACUGACAGUAACACGGUGUCCCCUCGGAUAAUCAUGGAGCAAGUUCAGCAUGCAUUAAGUUCAGGAAGCGUGGUAGCCAUUACCGUGACAGUGAUUGCAGUGGUGCUGCUGGUGUUUGGAGUAGCCGCCUAUCUGAAAAUCAGGCAUUCCUCCUACGGAAGGCUGCUGGAUGACCAUGACUAUGGAUCCUGGGGCAACUAUAACAACCCACUUUAUGAUGACUCCUAACAGAGGAACACAGAAUGGGAAAAGACAUAUAUGUUCUUUAAUUUAAAAGUGCUUAUCCAGUAGCAUUAAUGCUAAUUACCUGAUACGCAUUCAAUGACAAUCCUGUGGCCUGUUUUGUUGGUUUUAUUGUUUUGUUGUUUGGUUAUUUGUUUUUUAAUUUUUAUUUUUCUUCUCUUCUGGUUUCUGCUUCCCUUCUCUUUAAGAAAAAAAAAAAGAGCUACCAUUUUUAGGUGAAUCCAAAUUGAAUCUCAACUGAGUGAGACAACAUGGAAGCCCAGACCACCCUCACUGCUUUGGAGAAGGGAUGUACUUUUGGGGGAGCAAGGAUGGCUUUUAUGUGGGAAAUCAUAUUAAAUCUCCAUAAAAGAAAGCCCGAGAAAAUGAUCACUAGAGGGGUUUUCAUCUGCAGAAGCUCAUGUUUCUUGGAUUCCUUUUUAAUCUCUGUUUAUCUGGUCCUGGACCCCAGCUGCAGCUCUGCAGAAAUGGUUGCAGGCUCUUUCUUCUCCUAAUUAAGGAAUGAUCAAAAUAAAAAGUGCAUGAAAGGAGGGAGUCUGCCAAGGGGCAGAAUUAACAAGUGAGUUUCAGAUCCUGACGUGUUCCUUAGUUCUCUGCUUCACAAGGUGUCUCGGAUUAAGGAUGCCCAAGACAUCCCACUUCUGUUGGAAAAGCCCAUUCACUUGCAAGCUUGCUGAUGGCCCAAUGAGGGCCCUUUAAGGUGAACUUAGUUUGAGGUAGGAGAAGGAGACAAGUAAGGGUGUCAGCCCACCAGAAAUCGUGGGAGUAUUUGGAUAUUGGGGCAGGGAUGCAGAAAAGGCAGUAUCACAGAGACCUCUGAGUAUGCUGUGGCCUACGCUUUAUCUGAAGGAGUUCACAGAAUCCUUUCCAUGGGCCCAUGAGAUUGCUGGCCAUGGCCUUAUUAACUUUCAGUAAACCCAGGUCAGCUGCAGAUGUAUUCUGAAGGCAUUUCUUCAAUUUCUCAGCUACACAUCCCUCUAGACAGGGAAUUUACUGUGUGAUCAAUUCAUUUCUUGGCCCCUAUGCCUGCACUUGCUAAUUCUCCUCUUACUCACUGUAUGGACAAGCCAGGGCAGGUAUUUAUUUCCUGCAUAAAGAAACUUGAUUAAAUACCAGCACCCUUUUAAGGAAAUGGAAUCAUUUGUGAAACCUAUUCUUUCUAUUAUUCCCCAAAAGCUGAGAAGAUAAAGUAGGAAAAAAAGAUUGUUCACUUGGACAAAAUGAGGCCCACACAAAUAUAUAUUUUUUUUAACAACAGCUUCAAUCACCAUACUGACCUUUACAACAUCCAUAUCCUGGUGGGAUACAAAUAUUUUUUCUACCUGUUUUCAAACAUGUCAUCACCCCCUCUCCUGUGAUGAGCACAGUCUAAAUUACAUAGAGAAUGUAAAACCUGGUCCGAUAUUAUUUCAGUCAGUCAACAAGCAUUUAUUAAAGUACUUACUUUGCGCCAGGCAUUGUGCUAAGCUCUGGAGAUACAAAGAAAGGCAAAAAAAAAUUUUUUUAAGUCCCUGCCCUCAAAGAACUUACAGGGUAACUCUUGCUGCUCAUAGAUAAUAACAUGUUUGGUAUACAGGAACUCUGUGCUUUCCUCCAUCCCUCUGGUCUCCCGCAAAUGAUGUACUAUGCCCCUAAACAAUAACAAUGGGUGGCCACCCAGCCUACAUCCUUUCUCCUACCACUGUCCAGAAGUGGCAUGGUUCCUCUUAGGUGCCAAAAUAGAGCAUUCGGCCACCAUAACCCUUUACUACAAGGAUUUAGUAGAGGACAGGAGCCGCUUCUUAGAGGGUACAGGUUAUUUUCUUUUAAAGACAACAGGAAACAAAACAGGAAAAUUUCUCUAUCCUCCACCUAACAAUUAAAAAAAAUACAAAUUUUUUUCCUCCAUUUUAUCUUCUCAUAUUUUCAGGAAUAUCAGAGUAGUUUUCAUGUUACUUGUCAGCCAUGAAGGUUCUUUCGUGAGCCUAGUAGGGUCUUUAUAGAAUAAGGUAGAAAGGGUUAAGUGGCUGUUCUGGCCAUGGCCCCUACUGGUGAUGUCUCUACUCCCACCUCUUCCUCUCCAGUCUCUCCUACCCAACAACACCCACUGUCCUAAAUUUAACAUGUAUGUCCCUUGAAAACAGGGCCUGUUUCAUGUUUGUCUUAAUGUUCCCAGCAGCUAGGGUACUUAAUAAAUUGGUAGUUAGCUGAUUUAUUCAUUGACUCCCAGAGGUCUUGGCCAGUUGAGGAGCACGAAAGGAAUACCAGAACCCCACUCUGGGAAACAAAAGAUCAUGUUACAACAAGAAAAUUCACUUAAGCUGCAGCAUUUUAACCAAGAGGUGAUGCUGGGUUCUGCCCCUGAAGUUUUAUGUACCUACCAGAGAGUUCAGACUCUGCCUAAGGAAUCAAUCAACAAACAUUUAUUAAGCAAUUACUAUAGCCAAGCAUUGUGCUAAGCCCCAAGGAUACCAAUAAAAAGGGAAAAGUAUCUGACCUGAAGGAGUUUUCAUUCUAAUGAGAGAGAUAAUACAUACACAGAUAAAUCCAGAGAUGGAAGGCAGCCUUAAAAUGCAUAAUAUUAGCAGAUAAUAGAACAAUAAAAAAAAGUCUCCUAUAGGAAUUAGCCCUUAAAUUAUAUGUUAAAGAAAGCUAGGGAUUCUGAGAGUUGGAGGUUAGAAGGGAGAGCAUUCCAGGUAUGGUAUUCAACCAAUGCAAAGGCUGAAAAAAGAUGGCAGAUGGAAUGUAUGUGGCCAGUAUAGUUGAACCAUAGAGCGAGGGAAGGGAGUAAUGUGUUAGAUGCCUGGAAAAAUAGGAAGGCACCAUAUUGGGAAGAGGUUUAAAUGUCAAAAAGAGAAAUCUACAUUUGAUCGGAGAGGCAUUCAAGAGCCAUUUUGAAAUUACAACUUUACUGGUGGAAAUUACAGCCUUACAACUUUAAGAAUAUCAUUCUGGCAGCUGUUAUGGAUGAUGGAUUGGAAUGGGAAGAGGUUUGAAGCAGGGAAACCAAUCACAAGGCUAUGGCCCAGAUGAGAGGUGACGAGGGCCUAAAGUAGUCUGGAGGCUACAUGAGUGGAGGGAAGGGAAUAGAUGUGACUGAUGGAGAGAAAGAAAUGACUAGAUUUGUUGUUGUUGUUUCUGUUU
Messenger RNA from Vombatus ursinus (common wombat), 4235 nucleotides. RefSeq names its product prostate androgen-regulated mucin-like protein 1 (gene PARM1). The transcript has 4 exons. The record is from RefSeq and is a predicted model, not a curated record. Bases 114 to 1097 code for a protein of 327 amino acids. Gene Ontology annotation, cellular component: plasma membrane; Golgi apparatus; early endosome. NCBI's taxonomy places the organism in Eukaryota, Metazoa, Chordata, Mammalia, Diprotodontia, Vombatidae.